GGCCUGCCUGUGAGUUAAAAGGCGAUGCGCCCCGGGUCCCCUGGUGUUCCUGUCCCCAGCGCUCCCGGUGCUGCCCACCCCACGCCAUGUGCGCCGCUAAGCUGGCGGGGGCCGCGGCCCCGCGCUCCGUGCACGCGUUCUCUGCGCGCCCGCUGACCGGCGGGGAGCCCGUGAGCCUGGGCUCGCUGCGGGGCAAGGUGCUGCUCAUCGAGAACGUGGCCUCGCUCUGAGGCACGACGGUGCGCGACUACACCCAGAUGAACGAGCUGCAGCGGCGCCUCGGGCCGCGGGGCCUGGUCGUGCUCGGCUUCCCGUGCAACCAGUUCGGGCACCAGGGGCGCCGGGCGGGGCAGGCCGGGGGCGGCGGGGCGAAAGAGGCAGGAGCCAUGCAGGCGCACCCCCUCUUCGUUUUCCUGCGGGGGCUGCCCGCGCCCAGCGACGACGCCGCGGCGCUCAUGACCGACCCCAAGCUCGUCACCUGGUCCCCCGUGUGCCGCAACGACGUGUCCUGGAACUUCGAGAAGUUCCUGGUGGGCCCGGACGGCGUGCCCGUGCGCAGGUACAGCCGCCGCUUCCCCACCAUCGACAUCGAGCCCGACAUCGAAGCCCUGCUGGCCCAGGCCCCCGGCAGUGCCUAGGGCGCCCCUCACCCACCGGCCUCUGGGGGGGUUUAUCCAUGACGGUGUUGCCUCUAAACCCACGCGGAGGAAUGCCUGAUGUCCAGCCAAA
Molecule: messenger RNA, 729 nt
Organism: Myotis lucifugus (little brown bat)
Lineage: Eukaryota; Metazoa; Chordata; Mammalia; Chiroptera; Vespertilionidae
Gene: GPX1
Product: glutathione peroxidase 1
Biological process (GO): hydrogen peroxide catabolic process; response to selenium ion; glutathione metabolic process
Cellular component (GO): mitochondrion; cytosol
Molecular function (GO): glutathione peroxidase activity
Source: RefSeq, a predicted model, not a curated record